AGAUCUCGGUUUAUAAAAGAUGCCAACAGGUUGCGAAAUCUCGGUUUAUAAAAGAUGCCAACAGGUUGCGAAGCUCUAUUUUCUAUCUCGGUUUAUAAAAGAUGCCAACAGGUUGCGAAGCUCUAUUUUCUCAUGGCGAGAGUGAUUCUCCGCAGUAUGAUGGUAUACCAGAAAGUAACAUCCAGCCUCAAAUCAAACCUCAACUAUCUUUUGAACAAGCAUGCAGUCUCAUUGGCAAACUCUACGGUUUCCAGGAUGUCGUUUGCUUAAAGGAGUUUAUCAGCUACUACAACCAAAACAUUUUGAUUGAGGCCAGACGACCGUACCACCAGCCCGGGAGCCCCCCUGAGAAGUUUGUGCUGAAGCUCACCAAUUCGGAAGAAUCACAGCUCUUCUUAUUGCACCAACAGCAGAAUGAAAUCUUGCUGGAGCUCAAGAAAGAAGGAAUACCAUGUUGCUGGCCUGUUCAGAAUGCGGCUGGUACGGAUCUGAGCUUGGAGAAGCUCUCGUUUAAACACAGAGAAACCGGAGGCUCCAUGACAGGCUCGUUCAUAGUCCGCAUCUUGGGGUACAUACCAGGACAAUCUUCAUGGGAUGCACCUCUUCUUACCCCAAAGAUAUGCUACGAAGGUGGACAACUACUGGGUCAACUUUCUACCAAUCUACAGAAUAUUUCUAUUGACAAAACUGAGUCGAUAAGAAGGAGUGAGGAUCUGAUCUGGUGUCUUAGUAAUGUCCCAAGGUUAAGGGAAUAUCUCUUCGUGCUACAGGAUAACAAAAAGAGGAGGGUCAUUGAGGAUGUAAUUGAUGCCUUUGAAGAAAAGGUUUUAAAGAUAGAACACAAAUUGAGGAAAGGAAUGAUCCACUCCGAUUUCAGUGAAUUCAACCUCCUGGUGCGAGAUAGAUCUCUGGAAGAAAACUUCAGUGACGUCACAGAUGACAUCAAAGGAGACGUGGUAGGGAUAAUCGACUUUGAUCACAUGAUGUAUUCCUGUAUCGUCUACGAUAUCGCUAUAUCGAUCAUGUACCUGAUGCAGUGUACAAAUCUCCAGUUGGAUCCGGUUGAAUCCGGCGGAAUACGGCUCGCAGGAUUCCUUUCGAAACGCGCACUCACGGAAUGCGAGUGGCGCGUUCUGUACUACUGCGUGGCCGCGCGCUUCGCGCAGUCCCUCGUUAUUGGUCUUCAUACCCACUCACUGCAACCACAAAACGACUACAUUCUCAGUAGCCAAAAGAAAGGCUGGCAAGUGCUCUUCGACUUCUGGGAACGAGAUGCCCAAGAUGUAUAUAGUCAGUGGAGAAAACAAAACCAGCAUUACAAUCAGUUUCCCAAAGAGCAACCUAUAGACGUCUGUGAUAUCGAAAAAGAAGAAUUCAAUAACAAUGAGAACAACGAAAGAUGUUGAUUGUUGUGGAGUAAAAAAAAUAUAGGGUCUACGUAGACGUACAUGUAAUUGUUUUUGAAACCCAAGAAAUUCAUUGUAUGGGCCAAUUUCUCUUUAAAACAUUGAAAGUUUGAUUUAACGCUAUUUAGAUGUUGCAUCUAAUCAUUAUAACUAUUAUUUCAUAAAGUCUUUUACAGGCUUCUUAUCUUUCUAUCAUGUCUAUUCAUAAUAUCUUCCUUGUCUUUGGUUGUUCUACUAUUCCCCCUUGCAAUUCUCCAAUCUUAACUUAACAAUCGCUUAUUUAGAUAUUUAUGUAUAAAGAUAGAGAUGUAUCCGAAUGGCUAUUGUUGGGGUGGGGUGUCUGGUGAACAAGGGGAUUGCUGUCAGCUUGUAGUUAGUCAAUUGUACACAUUCAUAUUGGAUUAAUUUGCCAAUUCCAUGACUCUUUAUAUUCAUUUUCUGUUAAAAUAAGUUAUACACUUGUAUUACUUAUUAAAAAGGAACACGAAGAGUCGUGGAAAUUGCCAAAAUGAAUGUGUACGACUCCCUUGUUCACCAGACAACCCUCACCCCAACAUUAACAUUCGGAUACAUCUAUAUUUUUGUAAAAAAUUAUAAAUAUCUAAAUUGUUGUUUCAUCAUGACUUCAUUCAAGUUCAAAGACACAAUAUAUACAUAAAGAGACCAGGUCCAUCGUUUCCAUUCCAAACAAAUGGCAGGUCAGUACAUGGAUUACAAGACAAGUAAUACGUACAUAUAUACCAAUAUAGAGAAUUAUUUAGAGUAACAUAAAUGCAGGAAAAUAAUUAGUUAAAGCUGUCGUUGAUAUCACGUUGGAAAAAAAACACUCAAUCAGUCUUCUAAAUCAGAGCUGGAUAUGUAAAUGGAAUUAAUCAACUACUGCAUACAACCUGAAAUGUACAGACAACAUUACGAGAGGUGUUUUGUACCCAAUUUCCACUACGGUAUCUUCUUAAUUAUUAUCAUUAUGUAUACGGCUGUGAUCAUUA
Lytechinus pictus (painted urchin) is the source of this 2395-nucleotide messenger RNA. RefSeq names its product hydroxylysine kinase-like. NCBI's taxonomy places the organism in Eukaryota, Metazoa, Echinodermata, Echinoidea, Temnopleuroida, Toxopneustidae. The transcript is spliced from 8 exons. The record is from RefSeq and is a predicted model, not a curated record. Gene Ontology annotation, molecular function: amino acid kinase activity. Bases 102 to 1406 code for a protein of 434 amino acids.